Fopius arisanus is the source of this 2500-nucleotide messenger RNA. It is a transcript of the gene Acadvl, whose product is annotated as Acyl-CoA dehydrogenase very long chain. The record is from RefSeq and is a predicted model, not a curated record. NCBI's taxonomy places the organism in Eukaryota, Metazoa, Arthropoda, Insecta, Hymenoptera, Braconidae. The transcript has 3 exons. Bases 131 to 2023 code for a protein of 630 amino acids. Gene Ontology annotation, molecular function: fatty-acyl-CoA binding; flavin adenine dinucleotide binding; very-long-chain fatty acyl-CoA dehydrogenase activity.
GGAUCAAAGUCCACAAUCGAAACUCACAGUCAUUCGGCAUCAGUAAGCCUCCGUUCGUUGCUAACGGCACAUUAUAAUUUUUUUCAACGAACGAGUGGAGGUGGGUUCCAAGAUUUGAAUAACCAGGAAGAUGAUCACCGGAGUCUCGAAGGCACUCGGCCACGUCCCCAGGAGCUUCAACAAGUUCGUAAGCUUGAACUCAAGAUGUCUUGCAACACAAGCAGCUGUCAAAGUCAAGGAGAGAGACGCGAAGGCCUCGAAAAAAGAAUCUGAGUCCUUCACGAUGAAUAUUUUCAGAGGUGAAGCGCAAGUGAGCCAAGUGUUUCCUUUUCCGAAUCCAUUGAGUCAGGAACAAACUGAUACUCUGAAAAUGUUCAUCGAUCCUAUCGAGAAAUUCUUCGAAGAGGUAAACGACCCAGUGAGAAACGACGAAACCGGAGAGGUUGACGAGACGACGAAACGGGCACUCUGGGACCUGGGGGCUUUCGGUAUUCAAGUCCCGGAGGAAUUCGGUGGCCUGGGCCUGAACAAUACGCAGUACGGGAGGCUCGUGGAAAUCGUGGGUAAGCACGAUCUGGGAGUGGGUAUAAUGCUGGGCUCGCACCAGAGUAUUGGUUUCAAGGGGAUAAUGCUGUAUGGGACCCCCGCGCAAAAAGCGAAAUAUCUCCCCAGAGUGACGGGGGGUGAAUACGCGGCAUUCGCCUUGACGGAGCCGAGCACUGGUUCUGACGCAAGUGCUGUCAAGUGUCGAGCUGUCAAAUCGUCAGAUGGUUCCCACUACGUCCUAAAUGGAAGUAAAAUGUGGAUAUCCAACGGAGGAUUCGCCAACAUUUUCACAGUGUUCGCCCAGGUGCCGAUGAAGGACCCAGUGACAGGGGAGACGAAGGACAAAGUGACAGCCUUCAUCGUGGACAGGGGCUUCGGUGGGGUGACGAGCGGUCCCCCUGAGAAGAAAAUGGGAAUAAACUGUAGUAACACAACUGAAGUCUUCUUCGAGGAUGUCAAAAUCCCAGCGGAGAACGUUCUCGGGGGCGAAGGCCAAGGCUUCAAGGUUGCUAUGAAUAUUCUUAAUAACGGGAGGUUUGGGAUGGCAGCUGCUCUCUCCGGGACGAUGCAGGCGUGCAUCAAGAAAUCAGUGGAAUUUGCGAAUAACAGAGUGCAGUUUGGAAAGAAGUUGAAGGAAUUUGGAAGUAUUCAGGAGAAAAUAGCGAGGAUGGCGAUGCUCCAGUAUGUCGAUCAAUCCCUGUGCUACAUGAUCGCAGGGAACAUGGACAAAGGGAGUGAAGACUAUCACCUGGAGGCUGCCAUUUCCAAGGUGUUCGCAUCAGAGGCCGCCUGGUGGGUCUGCGACGAGUCCAUUCAGAUAAUGGGUGGCAUGGGUUUCAUGAAGCAGACGGGAUUGGAGAAAGUGCUGAGGGACCUGAGGAUCUUCAGGAUCUUCGAGGGGGCCAACGAUAUUUUGAGGCUCUUUGUGGCGUUAACCGGGAUACAGUAUGGAGGAGCUCAUCUCAAGGAGCUCCAAAAGGCAUUCAAAAAUCCAACAGCUAAUCUUGGCCUCAUCUUUGAAGAAGUCUCCAAGAGGGCCACCAAGGCGGUGGGCUUGGGCUCCGCUCCAAAUUUCUCACACCUGGUGCAUCCCAGUCUCCAGGACAGUGCUAACCUCGUGGGAAAGAGCAUUGAGAGCUAUGGGCAGAGCAUUGAAGCUGCACUCAUCAAGUAUGGGAAGGGAAUCGUUGAGGAGCAGUUUGUUUUGAAUCGGUUAGCACAGGCUGCCAUCGACACCUAUACCUCUGCUGUUGUCCUCAGCAGGGCCAGUAAAGCUGCUGAUGAAAAAUUGCCUACUGCACAGCAUGAACUCCUCAUGGCCCAGGCCUGGUGUGCUGAGGCUGCCUGCAGGGUUGAUGACAACCUCAAGAUCAUCAAAUCUGACUCGUAUUUGAAGAAUUUCACCAGGUUCAGGGAGAUCGCCAAAAAUAUUUGUGAGGCUGAGGGGGUAGCACAGAAUACACCGCUUGGAUUCUAGGAAGCUUUACUAAUUAUUUAUGUAAAAUUCACACGUUUCGAAAGAAGGAAAAUAUUUUUUGAUGGUAGAAGAGAAGUUUCUAGAUUAAUAUUUUUAUUAUUACCCCAAGAAGGCAUAAGUUUUCUCAUUUUUUUGUAAGAUCAGGAAACUUUUUAUCUAUAGGUGAGGAAAUUCCAUGAUCCAAUGUUGAUAAAUGUUUUUUGAGAGGAUUUAAAUUAGUUGCAUAUUUUUGAUAAAUUAUUGAGGAAUAAAGUAAUAAAGUGAUUUUUUUGAUUCGGAAAUCGUCAUUAUUUUAUUGAUUUCUUAGUGAUUGGAGGAAAAUUUGUGGUAAUGCAGUCAAUGUUUAUUAAUGGGAUUGUUGAAAGGUUUUUGACACUUUUAAAUAAAUUUGUAAGAUAUUUUUUGAGAAGAUCUAUCCUAUUUAUAUAUUUUUGAUAAAUUAUGGAGAAGUUGAUUAAUAAAGUGAUUAUUCUUGAA